This is a messenger RNA of Microplitis demolitor, 1074 nucleotides long. RefSeq lists its product as uncharacterized. The record is from RefSeq and is a predicted model, not a curated record. The coding region runs from base 1 to 1074 and encodes 357 amino acids. The transcript has a single exon. Lineage: Eukaryota; Metazoa; Arthropoda; Insecta; Hymenoptera; Braconidae.
AUGUCCCAGGACCAGGACUACAUGGAUAACACGGACGUUUUUGAAAACCCUCAUGAAGUCCAAACAGAAGGUAACCCCUUAAAUACAAUUAACACAAAUAAACUACAUCCCUUUGAUAUUUCUUUAAAAAAAAGAGUGAGAGAUGAAAAUCUAUCCGACCAAGACUCAGACACAUCUACGUCGACUUCUAAAAAAGCUAAUAUAACUGCGACUCCACCCAAUUACUCAGACUUAAUUAAAAACAAAUACAACCAAGACAAUAAAGGAUCUUACGAACUUAUCAUUGAACAUGACAAGACCAGCCAUCUUUCUCCACCUACACAUUACCUAUCACUCUGCAAGUUAAUUACUGAUACACUAAAGAAAAACAACGCAAUUCAGUAUCUUAAAAACAUGAAACAAAUAGGUAAGAAAGCAGCAAUAAUACUAAACUCUAGAACGACAGCAAACUUGCUAGUCAAUCACAAAGACUUUAAAGAACACGGCCUCAUUGCAUACAUACCCGUCCACAGAAUGGUAUGCUAUGGUAUCAUUAAGGAUGUACCAGUCGAUUUCCCCAUGGAAGAUCUAAAAGAAGGUACACAGUCGAUAGUUGAAAUUAUGGCAUUCGAAAGAUGCCAAAGAGCAGUGAUGGAAAACAACGCUCGAAGAUAUGUCCCAUCGAAAACGAUAAAAGUUACUUUCGCUGGACAAAUUCGCCCUAACCAUGUAAGCAUCUAUAAUGCCAUUCAUAAAGUCUAUGUCUAUGUCGCGCCAGUUAAGCGGUGCACCAAUUGCUUACGUUUCAAUCACCCCUCCAAGGAAUGUUCCCACCCCUCAAGAUGCAGACACUGUGGAGAAAACAAAAAUAACCAUCCAGAAGACAACUCAUGCCCAUAUAUCAACUUACCGCCAAAGUGUGCUAACUGCAAAGGAGCUCAUGAAUCAAUGAGCUCAAAUCGCCCAGCACUUGAUUACCUCAAAUCACUAUACAACUGUGUUGCUAUUAAUAACAUCAGCUAUGCGGAAACCAAAAACAGGCUCAAAUCCAAUAAUAACUACUCUGCAAACUCUCUUAAUUAUGCAGACUCAUGA